UCUUUGAAUUUGUUGCUCACAUUCCUGCACCUUCAUUUCAGUUUGGUGGGAAAUCUGGAUCAACUGUUUCAACUGCAAUAUUUUGAAUGAAUAACUUUGAUGUUGGUAUUUUAUUGAGGUUUGCAAAAGCUUGUGUUGUUUUCAUCAUUUUUCUGUUUGGAUUUUAUAUCGUUCUGCCUACAACCUUCCAGUAUACAUUUUCUUAUAUAAGACUUAUAGUGACCAUGGUAUAUAAUGAUGAACAACGACAUGAAAUUGAAGAAAAAUUAUCUUGGCAACAAGAGUUUUACCUGCAAGAAAUGGAGAUGUUGUUUAACCAGCAAAUGUGUGCAAAAAGACAACAUCCACAUUUAAAUGUAGCAUGGCUGACCGCAAUGAUGAAUGAUAAUUAUGCUGUUGGUGCCAUUUAUUUAGCUUAUGUCAUUAAAAAACUGUCUUGUCACCAUAAAAUGAUUGCUUUAGUAUCAGAUGGUGUUACUAAAAAAUCACAAGAUGCAUUAAAAAAAGCAGGUUAUGAGGUGCGGAAUGUUGAGCCUCUUGACUGUGACUGGAUGGAUCGCAGGAAAGGAAAUAUUGAACGCCAUCUUGGUUUACCUGGCACUCACAUGCGUUUUCAUGCUUGGAAUUACACUGAGUAUGAUAGUAUUGUUUAUUUAGACCCUGAUGUAAUGCCUCUUAAUAAUAUAGAUGAGUUGUUUUGGUUAGAUGCUGAAAUGGCAGCAAGUUAUUGUGCACGACCAGGAAUACUGGACCCUUGUUUUAAUGCUGGGUUACUAAUGUUUAAACCUAGUUCAAAGAGUUACAAUGAAAUUAUGAAUAUGUGGUCACAUCUAUCAACAGGAGCGAGCUGUCCUAAUGAUCAGGUAUUAUUGUGGCAUUAUUACGCUGAUAACAAUAAAUGGUUACCUUUGCCAUAUGCGUAUAAUGUACGAAGAUACUUGUACCAUCCAAUGAAAGUCUAUCAUUUUGCUUGUUGCUUGACAAAAAAACCAUGGAAAAUGCCACAGCCAACCGAUAUUGAACUUCAAACUUUCAAAGGUCCAUUAACUGAACCAAAUGAAGUUGUGCUUUUGUGGUGGAAACAUUUUAGAGAUGCACUUGCAUAUUUUGAACUUAACAAGUGGUACGAGGAAAUUAAAAAUACAAUAUAAUUUAAUAAUCAUUUAAAUUUUAUGUUAGCAUCUUCACUAUCAAUAAUUAUUAUGAUUACAUAAUCAUCUCUAUAUCAUAAUUGUUGUUUAUGAUAUUUCAGAAUCAUAUUUAUUAAUGGUUAUAUCUACAUAAUGUAGUAUUUGAUUUUUGAAUAAAUUCUUUUUUAUAUUAAAAAAUCCAAAGUUAACUUUA
Molecule: messenger RNA, 1344 nt
Organism: Hydra vulgaris (swiftwater hydra)
Lineage: Eukaryota; Metazoa; Cnidaria; Hydrozoa; Anthoathecata; Hydridae
Product: glycogenin-1
Cellular component (GO): cytoplasm
Molecular function (GO): glycosyltransferase activity
Source: RefSeq, a predicted model, not a curated record